Cavia porcellus (domestic guinea pig) is the source of this 624-nucleotide messenger RNA. Its product is annotated as neutrophil gelatinase-associated lipocalin-like. The record is from RefSeq and is a predicted model, not a curated record. Bases 1 to 624 code for a protein of 207 amino acids. NCBI's taxonomy places the organism in Eukaryota, Metazoa, Chordata, Mammalia, Rodentia, Caviidae. Gene Ontology annotation, molecular function: small molecule binding. The transcript has 5 exons.
AUGGCUGUGGGUCUCCUUCUUUUGGGCUUCAUCUUGCUAGGCACACUGAAGACCCAAGCUCAGGACUUCUGGCCGACAUGGCUUCCAAGCCUGCAUCUUAGAAAGGUUCCUGUGCAGCCAGACUUCCAAGCUGACCAGUUCCAGGGGAAGUGGUACACCAUAGCUACCACAGACAGCAGGAUUCAGAAUGGAAGUGAAAAGCAGAUCAAUAUGUCCAGCAUCAUCUACAAACUGGAACAUGACCACAGCUUCAUUUCCAGCUCUUUCCUGCUCAGGGACCAGGUCUGUGAACAGUUUAUCAGAACUUUUGUCCCAAGCAUCCGGCAUGGCCAGUUCAAGCUGGCCAAUAUGAAACGUUACCAUGGAGUACAGAGCUACACAAUGACAGUGGCAGCUACCAACUACAAUGAGUUUGCUGUGGUGUACAUCAAUCAGAUGGUCAGAAGCAGGGUGGACUUCAGGAUGGAUCUCUAUGGGAGAUCCAAGGAGCUGAGCCCAACAGUGAAUGAGGACUUUGUCAUUCUUGCCAAGUACCUCGGCCUGAUGGAUGAUAACAUUGUCUUCACCACACCCCUGGGUAAUGAUGAGCUCAGCAGAAGAAGAGAGGCUGUGGGGCUUCUUUAA